UAGAUAAUGAAUAUUCACCCCCGCUGGAGAGGCUAAUUAGACGACUGGAGACUCAAAUCCAGGGCACUCCGUGUGUGCACUUCCUUUUAGCGAGUAGGACUAGCGACACUAACGGUGUUGAAUACAGCAGGAGGACACACAGCAUGCACUCUGGAUGUUCCAUUUGUUUUCCUACAGCUAAGUACACGGUACAUGACUCAGAUUUGAAGGCGGGCGAGGACUGAGUGAAACUUUGUCAUAAAUCCCACGAUCCAUCCAUGUGUAUAAUUUUCUUCAAGUUUGACCCCCGGCCCGCAUCCAAAAAUGCCUACAGGCUAAUUUUGGCUGCAAACCGAGAUGAGUUGUACAACAGGCCGUCCAAAGUUGCAGACUUCUGGGGGAGCAACACUGAGAUCCUCAGCGGCCUGGACCUUGAAUGUGGACGGGAAGGAGGAUCAUGGCUGGGCAUCAGCAAGCGGGGCCACCUGGCUGCAAUCACCAACUACAUGGAUGCGCGUCUCAACCCCGAUGCACAAGGACGAGGAUUUCUGGUGUCUAACUACCUUAUGGACAAGGAUCUGGACAGCUACUCUUACCUAAAGAAGGUGUCAGCAGAAAGCCACUUGUACAAUGGCUUCAACCUCCUCACAGCGGAGUUCAAAGCCAAACAAGACAUUAUGUGUUACUAUGGAAACAGAGGCAGCCCUGAACCCAUCCAUCUAAAACAAGGAAUCUAUGGCUUGAGUAAUUCGCUGCUGGACACUCCAUGGAGGAAACUGCUGAAAGGAAAAAGCCACUUCACCAGCGUAGUUAGCGACCAGUCCCUGUCCCGCGAUGGACUGGUACAAGAGCUGCUCAACGUCCUCUGUAAUGAGGAACUGAACACACCUGAUCCAGUUCUGGAGAGCCAGAGUAAUGGUUACAGCAAGCCCGAGAUCGAGGCUCAGUCCGCAGUGUUUGUUCUCCACCCUCAUUAUGGCACAAGGACCAACACAAUUAUCCUGAUAGACGCAGAGGGUAAUGUGACCUUCACAGAGCGCACCAUGCUCAACUGUGACCCAAGCAAAUGGAGCACCAGUUCUUUCCAGUUCAAACUGCAGGAGUGAAGAAACGAUGGAGGAAACCCACUCUGUGCCUUUCUUCAGCUAGUUGACGCUUGCUGCUUCCUUAACUUUAGCGAUAUGUAUUUCUUGCUUUUGAUUUAAGUUCAAAUACAUCUUUAGAAAAUGUCUGCUAAUUUAAGAUUGCCAAAGAAAAGUACACAUUUUGUAAAGGACCAUUUUUUUUUACCUACAUACAAGACAGCAGGGUUGGGUUGCUUCAAAAAGUCUAAUGUGUGACACAUUGCUGGUAACCUGCUUUGAAAUGCAAUCAAUACCGUCAUGCACAAGAUUAUUUAUUAUUAAAAAUACACUUAAUGCACAAUUUCUGGAAUAGAAUUUGACAUUAUUUUCUGUUUUACAAAUUAGAAAAGAAUUGGGUCAUCAAUAUAUUUCUAUAAAAUGUAUCAUCUUAUUUAAAUGUACAGUAAUUGUCAUAGAUUAGAGUUAUCGCUACUUUUUAAAUGUUGGAUUAUGUCGGUGGUUCUCAAACUGUGGGGCGCACCCCUUUUAGUGGGGCGCAGGUGGAAAUGCAGAAAUACCAUUAUUGAAAACUUCACAUAUUACAAAAGUACACAGACAUAAAACUAAGUUGUUAAUAAAUACACUGAGAAAUGCCUGUACUUUAGUGUAAAUGUUUACUUACACCGUUAGCAGGUUAUGUGAGCAUGCAGACGGCCAAGAUUCUUGGCGGUCGAACAGUCCUUUUUGGGUAGGAAGGUUCCUGACAGUGUGAAAUGACCCGGAAGUAUCUAAGUGGCCGUCAUAAGUGCUGGUCGAAUUCUCUGAACGCAAAUGAAAGGAGCUUCAGUGCUUACUUAUUUAGCUCUGUUAGCAUAGGAAACACUGGACCUUCCUUUAUGGAAGGAAAAGAGAUAAUGCUGCCCCACAAUUCUUUGCGGAGGCAACAUUUAAAGUGUCAUUCGGCCGUUCACGAGAACAAACGAUCAUGGCCAACAAAAGCAGAUCAAGUAAAUAAAGUGUUUCAUAAACUAUUGUCUGCAUAUUCUUAUGGUCAGAUUAUAAUCUGCAUAUAAACCAUAACAACAAAGAGUGAUAUGAGAGAUUGUUAGUGGGAUUGUUUAAUUCAGCAUCUUUGAAACUGAACAAUGAGACAGUACUCUGUGACAAUCUCUUGGUUUCACUUGUAUAUUCUCCUUUCAUUUAUAUUCCAACCUCGUUAAUAAAGUAAUUGGAAUUGA
Cyclopterus lumpus (lumpfish) is the source of this 2281-nucleotide messenger RNA. It is a transcript of the gene tango2, whose product is annotated as transport and golgi organization 2 homolog (Drosophila). The record is from RefSeq and is a predicted model, not a curated record. Bases 258 to 1085 code for a protein of 275 amino acids. Lineage: Eukaryota; Metazoa; Chordata; Actinopteri; Perciformes; Cyclopteridae. Gene Ontology annotation, cellular component: Golgi apparatus. The transcript is spliced from 10 exons. Gene Ontology annotation, biological process: protein secretion; Golgi organization.